UAAAAGAUUCAUCUACUAUUGGAUGUAGGCUUCCUAAUUUUAAUCGUUAUGAAACGAUUGAAACAAUUAGGAACAUGUUGACUGAAUCUCAACUUAAAAUUCUUAAAAAAUCUUGCUUUGGGAUGUUUUUUCAAUUGCCGUUUGGUAUUGUUCAGUCUCAACUAGUGCAUUUGUUGCUUCUUAGACAAGUUUUUCAAAAAAAUUCUGAGGAAUUAUUGGUUGAUAUGUGUGGGAAGAUUAUGCGGUUUGGAAUUGGGGAGUUUUCUGUUCUUACAGGUUUAAAGUGUGUUGGAGUUGCUAGUAAAUUGCUUUAUCAGUGUCCUGAAGAUGGUUUGUUCAAUAAGUUUUUUGCAUCUGGUGGUCGUCUUACUCGUGAAGCUAUUCGUUUGAAGUUUCUAUCUCGUUGUUGGUCUAAUGACAGUGAUGUUGUGAAACUUGCUAUCCUUUAUUUUCUUGCCAAUUAUCUCAUGGGUAAUGAACUGACUGUUGGUUUUGAUCUCAACUAUGUUGCUAUCAUUUAUAGUGAAGAUUGUAAUGAUUAUCCUUGGGGUAAAGAGAUAUUUGAAUAUUUUAUUUCGCAUAUUGUCGGAAAGAUUUUUGAAACUAAGACUUCUGUUUACAAUAAGUGUCGGGGUCUUAUUGUUGUGCUUCAAUGGUGGUUUUAUGAAAUUUGCAAAAAAGCUUCGGGUCUUAUUUGUUUGAAAGAUGAUUCCUUGAUUUCUACGAUUCCUCGGAUGUUGAAGUGGAAGGCUGAUAAUUCUUUUGACCGAGAAUUUCUUGUUAGAAAGUUCUUCUCCCUUCAUCAUGAUCAGUUCUCAAAUAUUGUUCCAACUAUGGAAGAGAUCGAAAGGCUGCAUCUGGAUAAUCUCUUUAAUAACAACAAUGAAUUCAUUCGUCAUGAAGAUGUGAGGCAUAAUGGUAGUUUUGCACCUUCGACUUCAAACAACUUUGAUGAACAAAUACAUAAUCUUGUGUCUGGUCAGUUGCAAUUACAAGCUGAUUUUAAUAGCCUCAAGCUUUUAGUUCAUAAUUUCUCUGCAAAAGUGUUUGAAGAGUUCAAAGUUGUUCACUCUACGUUGAAG
Messenger RNA from Striga hermonthica, 1082 nucleotides. The record is from the annotation of a GenBank genome assembly. Lineage: Eukaryota; Viridiplantae; Streptophyta; Magnoliopsida; Lamiales; Orobanchaceae.